Messenger RNA from Cuculus canorus (common cuckoo), 5198 nucleotides. It is a transcript of the gene FECH, whose product is annotated as ferrochelatase. The record is from RefSeq and is a predicted model, not a curated record. Gene Ontology annotation, biological process: heme biosynthetic process. Gene Ontology annotation, molecular function: protoporphyrin ferrochelatase activity. The coding region runs from base 77 to 1309 and encodes 410 amino acids. Lineage: Eukaryota; Metazoa; Chordata; Aves; Cuculiformes; Cuculidae. The transcript is spliced from 11 exons.
UGGGCGGUGCCGGGGGAAAAAGGCGACGGAGGCGACGGGGGAGGCGUCAGAAGUGUUUUGUGCCCGCACUGAGGGAAUGCGGGCAGCAGCCGCCAACAUGGCCGCCGCCGCCGGCACGCGCCGCCUAGUGAGGAUCGGCAGCCAGCUGAGGGUCCCGGUGCGAUGGACAGCUCAGGCGACAGCAGCCGCAGUGACAGAGAGCACGACACCUCAGAUCCAGCCAGAAGCACGGAAACCUAAAACAGGAAUCUUGAUGUUGAACAUGGGUGGUCCUGAACGGCUGGAUGAUGUGCACGACUUUUUACUUCGUCUCUUCCUGGACAGAGAUCUCAUGACACUUCCAGCUCAAAACAAAUUAGGCCCAUUCAUCGCCAAACGCCGCACACCAAAAAUCCAGGAGCAGUACAGCCGGAUUGGGGGCGGCUCGCCCAUCAAGAAGUGGACAGCGGUGCAGGGAGAAGGCAUGGUGAAGCUGCUGGACAGCAUGUCUCCUCACACCGCGCCUCACAAAUACUACAUUGGCUUCCGGUAUGUCCACCCUCUGACGGAAGAAGCCAUCGAGGAGAUGGAGAAUGACGGCAUCAGAAGGGCUAUCGCCUUCACACAGUACCCGCAGUACAGCUGCUCCACCACAGGAAGCAGCUUGAAUGCCAUUUAUCGCUACUAUAAUCAAAAAGGGGAGAAGCCAAAGAUGAAGUGGAGUAUAAUCGACCGAUGGCCCACACAUCCCCUCCUUAUUCAGUGCUUCGCCGAUCACAUCCAGAAGGAGCUGAACCUCUUUCCACCUGACAAAAGGAAAGAUGUUGUCAUCCUCUUCUCGGCUCACUCGCUGCCCAUGUCUGUAGUGAACCGUGGCGAUCCGUACCCUCAAGAAGUGGGAGCGACGGUCCAGAAAGUCAUGGAGAAGCUGAACUACUCCAACCCAUACCGGCUGGUGUGGCAGUCCAAGGUUGGACCGAUGCCCUGGCUCGGACCCCAGACGGACGAGGCCAUCAAAGGGCUGUGCCAGAGAGGGAAGAAGAACAUGUUGUUGGUCCCGAUAGCAUUUACGAGUGACCACAUCGAAACCCUUUAUGAACUGGAUAUUGAGUACGCCCAGGUUUUAGCAAAUGAGUGCGGCGUUGAGAAUAUCCGACGAGCGGAGUCUCUGAAUGGAAACCCACUGUUUUCCAAGGCUCUGGCAGACUUGGUCUGCUCCCACAUCCAGUCCAACGAGAUCUGCUCGCGGCAGUUAACCCUCUGCUGCCCGCUCUGCGUCAAUCCCGUCUGCAGGGAGACCAAAGCCUUCUUCACGAACCAGCAGCUGUGACCGGAGCUCCAGGAGACAGCAGGCCGGAUCCUGCAGGAAAACAGCCCCAGGGAAGCAGCGCGAGGGCACCAAACCGCUCGACUAACUCUUACAGGCUGGUAGUCGGGGAUGUUCACCUCACCUAACAGGGAGGAGAAGUCGACUUUUUGGGUUUAUUUAGUUUUUCUUUUGUUUUCUUGGUUUGAAAAGAGUUUGUAGGAAGUAGGGAAGUGAGGGCUUUUGUCCUGGGCGAUGGGAAAAGGUCCUGCUUGGUCUCAGUCAGACCGGACUUAACAUGAGCCCAUAAGUAUGCACUGAAAAACUUGCACACCUUUUGUACAAAUGAGCUUCUAUUUCCUAUGCAGGGAUUUAUUUGGGUGCAGGUUUGUCACGAGCACUUUAGUUUCAGCUUUCCAGGUCAAGCAUUUGUUUUGUUGAUGCUUCAGGUGCCACGGAGUUACUGAUUGUCACUUCGGAUGGCUCUGAAGAUCGAGUGGCUCCUAAUGCUUUUGAAAUACAGCAUCUAUUUUUUUAGAACAUAAAGAUAAGGCUUUGUUUUGUUUUCCUCCUGCCAGAAGCUUCCGGCCGGGGCUUAGCUGGGAUGUAGAACACACAGCAUUUGUUUAUGUCAUCUAGAAACAACGCUUCUUAUCUCCCGGAAAGCCUAAAAUGAGAGGAAUGAUAAACAAACUGUGCAUGUUUCAGAGCCAGCAGCGCACACGCUGGGUCUCUUUUAAACAAGAUGGCUUUCUAAAAUGAGCAUUAAAAAGGGCUUUCAUUGUUUAAUUAAGAAAAUUUAGGAGGUCAGGCUCGCUCUCCAGAAAGUUUCUGGAUGUGUGCUGUGCUGCGGGGUUUGUGGGAUGCCUACAGAAUCCCAUCGGUGCAGCUGCUCUGGACUAAUUGAUGUUGCUUAAAGGGACCUGGGAAGUCAGGAGUGAUUUACACCACAGAUGCUUACACAAACCUUCCUCAGAAGCUGGAUUUUGCUUGCUAGGCUUUGGCAGCGCUCGUGGGCCGGGAGCACACAUUCAUCACACAGCUAAACCUGCUUGUUUGUGACUCCUGGAUCCACUCCGGAGUGGUUUUGUAGAGGGAACCCCCUUUUUAGGACAGUUUUCCCUUGCUGUGAGCCGCCUCAGGGUUAGCCUUGGCGUGGAGAAGGUUUACUCUGUGUAUUUCGCACUGAAGCGCCAGCACUGCAGUGCUGCUCACGUGAUGUUUAAGACGCAGACGCUGUGCUGCUCGGAUUGAUUUCCUUAUGUAAUUAUGACGCACAGACAGUUUGAACCUCGGAUCCUUCCAGGGUAGGGUUGCUCUCAAAGAAAAGAGGGCCCUGUAGGUGCAGCAGGGGUUUAUCUUGAUCUGUGUCGGAACAAUUAAACGUGAGAUGCUAAGGAACACAGGGAUGCUGUGUCAGUAGCUGGUGGGCCACCUACUGCCCCGGCACGAUGCGAAUGCCACUGCUGAGCCCAUGGCCUGACACGCACUGAGGGCAGAUUGCUGUGAUUCCACUGCCAUCCUGCAGCUUCCCAGCACCAUUGUGGUGGGAUGGGCUCGGAUUCCUCCAGCACCGGCUCGUCUGGUGUUCCCACAUUGCUCUAGCAGAGAGAAGUCUUCCUCCGCGUACUGCGUUCCUGGGUACCUGUGCCUCUUUUAAAGCCCAGGCCUUUGGCUUCCAGAACCCCGCUCCGUGCUUUUAGCGCUGUUCCACAGCGGGAGAACCCGCAGGACGGCUUUUCCCCGUUUGUGGACACCAGCAGAGACCAGGCUGUUGGGUUGGAUGGGUGGGAACAUAGCAUGGCAGCCAAGCUGGAUGCUCCAGGGCCUUUGGUUGCCUUCUAGCCUUUAAGUUCUCAUUUGAGUCCAUCCCGGCACAUGGAAUACCCCAAUUCCCAUCGGCGCUGCAGGGAAUUCAUUACAUCUGUGUCUCUCUUCCCUCCCUUGCUCUGCUCUUGCUCCCUGCUCGCUGCCUUGGCAGGAAAAAGGCACGCAAAGCUGAUGGUGCCCUUGCUUAGGUGGAGUCAGUGGGGUUAUCGGGUGUGGGAAAGGGGAAAUCUUCAUGGAAGAGCUUGGAAUCAGUGUCCAAAAUCUGCAGUCUGGAAACACAGGCCUUAUGUUGGCCAGAGAACUUCCUUUCUCUGUUCCCGUUUCCCUGCUUGACACACGGGUGAGUGCAAAACCAUCUGAUUGGUGCCACCUUCACACUCACGGCUCUUUCCUGAAGGGAUUUUGACCUUCCGGUCCCGGUUGUGACGGGCACAGUUAAAGAGUGGUCAGAUGCCGACCAGGCUCUGCUUGUGGUCAAAAGGCACUUUGGAAUAUGGUAUUCUGAGUCCAGAACAGAGCCGUUGGUGUCCUGAGGGGCACGAGGUGUUUGCACAUGGAAUGUUUUGAAGGAUUUGCUCAGGAUUAGGCUGUGCUUGUGAUUUAACUCUUGCUUUUUCCCUUUCUGCUGUUGCGUUGCUUUCUUCUGGAGCUGAUACUGUCCGCAUUCUAGGAAAUGCGGUGAGCGUGUCCCGAAGCGGCGAGGUGAUGCUGAAAGGCCGCGCGGGCUGGGAUUUUCCUGGGAGUGUCUAAAAGCUCGCUUUAUUUUCCUUUUCUGCCACACCCAGAGGGUUGGAAAUCACUAUAAGAUGCAAGAAAGAGGGAAAUUCCUUCUCUUUUUUAAUGCCAGGUGUGUCCAAACCCUUGCUUUCGGUCCCAUGUACGCGUUCCCAGUUGAACAAGGCCUUCCUUUCCAUGUAACCUCCCUGUGUAUGAUUUGCCGUAAUGAUGGAAUUGCAAUUAAAGGUUUUGGAAGGAACCCCCUGAUCUGUGUCCUUUAAGAGCUGUUUCUGAUGGGAUCCGAUGUCCUUUCCUCCAUCUGGGACAGCGCUGAGCCUGACGGUGGCCGCUGCCCUCGAGGAGAUGACGUGUGGAUGAUGUGGAGGAGGUUGGAAUCCCACCUGUGGUUGAUUUAUUGCGUUCGCUAUUAACGGUCUCCAGGCAGCUCAUUGCUGACGGCAACAAUUAAGUGCUUGAUUGAUUAUUUUCUCGAGUUGUUGGAUACUUCGGCCGCUCCAUUAGUGAGCGCUCGAUGCUGGUUGUGAUGGGGGAGAUGAAGGGGUGGAAGAUGGGAAGGAGGGCAGUGAUUUUUUCCUUCCUUUCCGUGUUAUUUCAGUUGUGAGCUUCACUGUUAUAGAUGCAUGGACUGGUUUGGGUUGGAAGAGACCUUAAAGAUGAUAGAAUCGUGGAAUGGUUUGGGUCAGAAGGGUCCUCAAAGUUUGUAGAAUCAUGGACUGGUUUGUGUUGGAAGGGAACUUAAAGGUCAUGGAAUCAUGGACUGGUGGCUGCCAGGGCUCCUUCCCCCCACAGCCACACCUGCUGGGAAUGAUGCCGAGUCCGAAACCAAAGUUCUGCCUCAUCCCUUCUCCGUCUCCAUUAUCCUCUGAGCACUCAGGAGCGCCAUUACCUCCGGCUGAUUUAUGGCGAGGUUUCCAGGGGCUCUCAGAGAUGCUUGUGAAGACACAUUUGCUCUCCCCUGUGGCGAGGAAACCCUGACGCAGCGGCCGAGAGCGGGAAGGAAAGCAGAACCUGGCAGAAGCCAUUAUAAAUAGCAACCGCUCCCCAAGCGGCCUGAGAUGCUGGGGCAGCAGAUGCGGCGCCAGAAAGGCUUUGAAAGAUCUCCGAGCGCAACUGGAGGUUGCUCAGGGUUGCGGCUGCAGUGCGGCAGCAGGAGGGGGACCACGAGGGUGCCGGAGAGGGGAAGGGUUCCUGGAAGAGCAGGAGCUGCUGCGUUGGUGCUGUUGAUUUUGGCUGUGGGGAGUCGAUAAAUCUGCGUGAAGGGGGUGGGAGGAGCUGCAAGGAGAAGGACUUGGGGGUCUGGAGCAGGGAGAGCAGGGAUAGGACCCGGGGGAAUGGUUUUGAGCUG